This is a messenger RNA of Protopterus annectens (West African lungfish), 2510 nucleotides long. RefSeq lists its product as uncharacterized. The record is from RefSeq and is a predicted model, not a curated record. Bases 222 to 1091 code for a protein of 289 amino acids. NCBI's taxonomy places the organism in Eukaryota, Metazoa, Chordata, Ceratodontiformes, Protopteridae. The transcript has 4 exons.
GUACAACAGCAAACACUGGAGAGCAACAACAAGGCACAACCCCCAUGGGGGCUGGCCUGUAUCACUUUUAUCACGAUUGCCUGUAUCAGUUUUAUUACAUACCAUCUCAUGUCUGAACACGGCCACAUUUUCAUGUGCAUGCAUGAGUUGUGAGGAUUGUGUUAAUUCAGUGUAGGCUAUAGCCUUAAAAGACACAAAAUAUUGACUUGCCCUGGUCACGGAUGGCUCUGCUCUGUAUAUUACUUCUGUUUCUUACCCUGGCAGUAGCUGGGAGUGGACUUAAGGUCAAUGUAUAUCCUUUGAAGGCCAGGGAAAGAAGUGGUUCUGAUGUGCUCCUAAACUGUACAUUCAGCACUGAUGACUCCCAUAUAAAUCUGGAAAUGCUAACUGUGAAAUGGAUAUCAAAUGGGAGCAAUAUUGCAGCACAGUAUCCACCUGGUGAGGAAGAUGCAUCUCAACGUGUGAAAAUAGUGAAGGAUGAAUUACAUAAUGGGAAAGCCUUUUUGUUACUCAGUAAUGUUACCAAGACUGAUGCUGGAAGCUACAAAUGUGAGGUUGAAUACAAUAAAGUGAAAGCUGAUCAACAGAUGAACUUAGAAAUCCAAGAAAAAGAACUCCAGGUAUAUGUAGCAUCAUCCAUAGUUCAAGUUAAUAAGCGCAGCCGUGCUGUGCUGAAUUGUACCUUCACAACUGGAGAACAUAUCGACUUGGAUCAUCUUUAUGUGCAAUGGCUUCUUAAUGAAAGAGAAGUUCUUAGUUUCAGCAGAAUAGAGAGACCAACUCGCAAAGGAGCAAGACUUUCUGCUGUAGGGAAAGGUGAUGUGUCACUGAUACUUCCUGAUGUCAAAAAUGAUGAGAAGGGAAAGUAUAUGUGUCGUGUUUGGUACACACCAGACAUAAAAGAGGAAUUCAUAGACUUGGAAGUUACAGAUGGCGAAGAAUCCACACAUGAAGGACAAGAACCUAUGUCUGAAUCAAGUAGAAUGGAGACAUCUGCCUUACUGAAAUCACAAGAUUAUGCACUGCUGGCCUCAUUAAGUGUAAUUGUCAUAGUUAUUAUCUUUGUUUCUGUUUAUAGUAGAAUAAGAUAAGUAGACCAAUAAAUGUGGCAUGUGCAAUCUGCUGGUCUAUAAAAUCAAUUUUCCCUCAUGCACAGUGUCUUCAAUUGCUAAUUACGAGUGGCAAAGUUGUAAAGUAAUUAAGUAAGAUAACAGAAUGAGGAAAGUUAUUUGCACUUGUUCUGGCUCUGCUCUCUGUUUUAUGCCCCAGUACUACUUGCUACACAUCGCUACAGUUGCCCCUUUCCAGUUUCAUUCUGCUUUAAUCCUUUGCUGAGACAAUGCUUCCCAUGGAGCUGCCUGGACCUUGCAUGUACCUAGCAUAUACCAUUCAAGGAAUGAGGGCUGACAAUGUAGAUAGAGCAUAAUUGCCCUUCGAAAGUGAUGGUCAUAUAGUCAUUAUUUGAACUCGGUGUGCUGUGGGUGCUCGCCAACUUGUAUGAAGGCCUUGCAUACACUUCUUGACUUCUUUGUUGUGUCACCCACAUCAUUGCCUUAUUCUACAUCUACAAGGGCCUGCUGUCUCAGUCACAUUCUGGGGUCACAAUUCUGCAUCCUUACUCCCAAAACUGGACAGAAAGCCUGUGAGCCCUCAUGUAUUCCUGCCCUGCAUCUCUUCCUCUCCUGUAGGUUUGUGGUACCUUAUCUGCUAUUUCCUUAUAAGUCUGUGUUCCCCUCAUCUGUUCUUAUCCUACAGGCUUAUGACCCUUCAUCUGUUCUCCUUCUAUAGGCCUGUGGCCCCUCAUCACUUUUUUUCUUGCAGACCUUUGGUUACUUGCCCAUUCUCCCCAUGCAGACUUUUGGCCCCUCAUCUAUACUCCUCUACAAACCUGUGAUUCAUCUUUUCUUACCCUUAAGUCAUGUGGCCCCUUGUCUGUUAUUUUUCUGCAGUCCUGAGACACCCUCAUUUCUUCCUUGCAGAUCUCAGGCCACUGAUCUGUUGCCCCCUCAUGCAGGCUUGUGGCCCCUUGUUUGUAAACCUCUGGUCCUCAUCUUCUCUCAUCCAUCUGAAUGCAACAUCAGCCUGUCCUUUUCUCAAACCUUGGUUAACAAUGCAACACAUGAAUAUCUUGCCUCUGCAUCUCUGCAUCAUUAUACUGGCCAGAAGGGAAGUGAUAGUCUUUAUUUUGUAAUUAUCAGUUGUUUUCAGAUCUUGCAAUUGUAUUUGAUAAAAGCAGUUUUAAAACUUAGCCAAGAUAUGAGCACUUAAAAUGAUUUAAUAUAUUUGUUUUUCUAGAAGGAAAAAGCCGCAGUCCACCUUAUAUUGCAUUAAAAAAAAAACUAUAAACACUUGGAAACAGCAAAAUUCAAAAGCUGAAAAAAAAAAAAAAAAGUUUCACAGAAACCAAGGAAAUAUAACAAGUGGAUGUAAUAAAUGCUUGAAUUUGAAUCAUUUCCAAAUUAAACUGAAUCUGGGGUAUAUUUGUUAUUAAAUACUUUAGUUUUAAACUA